Neofelis nebulosa (Clouded leopard) is the source of this 540-nucleotide messenger RNA. Its product is annotated as large ribosomal subunit protein uL15-like. The record is from RefSeq and is a predicted model, not a curated record. Gene Ontology annotation, cellular component: cytosolic large ribosomal subunit. NCBI's taxonomy places the organism in Eukaryota, Metazoa, Chordata, Mammalia, Carnivora, Felidae. The transcript has 2 exons. Gene Ontology annotation, molecular function: structural constituent of ribosome. Bases 16 to 540 code for a protein of 174 amino acids.
UUCUGGGCCACUGACAUGCCAUCCAGACUGAGGAAGACCCGGAAACUUCGGGGCCACGUGAGCCAUGGCCACGGCCGCAUUGGCAAGCACCGGAAGCACCCAGGAGGCCGGGGUAAUGCUGGUGGUAUGCAUCACCACAGGAUCAACUUUGACAAAUAUCAUCCAGGUUACUUUGGAAAAGUUGGUAUGAGGCAUUACCACUUAAAAAGGAACCAGAGCUUCUGCCCAACUGUUAACCUUGAUAAACUGUGGACCUUGGUCAGUGAGCAGACACGGGUAAAUGCUGCCAAAAACAAGACUGGAGCUGCUCCUAUCAUUGAUGUGGUGCGAUCGGGCUACUACAAAGUAUUGGGAAAGGGAAAGCUCCCCAAACAGCCUGUCAUUGUGAAGGCCAAACUCUUCAGUAAAAGAGCUGAGGAAAAGGGGCGCCUGGGCCUCUCACCCACCCCCAGAGAGUGUCAGCAUCUUCUCAUUGUUCUGAGAGUUGUGUUAGUGGCACGAUUGCCCCCUGGAGGCCAGACAGAGGAGCAGCCUCCUUAA